Folsomia candida is the source of this 3061-nucleotide messenger RNA. RefSeq lists its product as uncharacterized. Bases 1613 to 3061 code for a protein of 482 amino acids. NCBI's taxonomy places the organism in Eukaryota, Metazoa, Arthropoda, Collembola, Entomobryomorpha, Isotomidae. The transcript has 8 exons. The record is from RefSeq and is a predicted model, not a curated record.
AUUUGCUAAUCAAAAUUCAGGAAGAGGGUUUAAAUUGCUUAAUUGGUGGAAAAUAACGAUUUGCAGUCAUUUAAAUAUUUAAUUGUAUUUACGAGUUGAGUUCAUAUCCCCACCGAUAACAGAUAACAGAUAUUGCGAACAACAACAAUGCUUUGUCCUCAAUAUCUAUUAAAAGACGUACUUAAACCGCAUAUUAAAUCAAGCACUGCAUUGACUGAAUAUCGACCCCGUUUUCAUUUCUAUUUUUAUCUCUGCGAGAGAAAUUACCGUAUGAAAGUGAAAUGCGAGUUGUGCAGUGAUUGUUGCUUUGAAUGCAGAAAUACACAAAUGGAGCUCUUAUCGGCCUGGUUAUCCUUCGUGUUUUGCAUGAAUUUAGUGGGAUGGGUGGUCUUCCUAAUGGUUGCUACAUUUUGGAUCUAUCCCUUUUUUGUGCUAUCGAGCUGGAUGAAUACUAAGCGCCCGAAUAGAGAAAAUAAUGGACUUCUCUACAUUAAUGGGGAAUGUCAAUUUGUAAAGUGAUGCAGACACGAGGAGAACUAUUUCGUAUACAAAUAGUACCGAAAUUCAAGAAAUGGAAGACUUCAAACCGUCUAAUUACGCAUAAACUUAAAUUCUCUAUUCCAUGACAAUUGUAUUACAAAAUACCUGUAAAAUUUAAGACCGCAGCACCACACAACUUGCCUUGUACUAUUUCUACAUACUUAAUUUAUAUCUGUACUACCAACUCUGACUUGACUAAUGGGUAGCCUAACCAGUUAAAAAAUAUCUGUAUUAACUAAUUUAGUAGUUUUGAUACACAAGUUUAUCAUUGAGCAAUAUAUUUAUGUAUGCAAAUCAAGAUAUUUUAUAUCUAAAAACAUUAUUGUAAUUACUAUUAAAUAUUUAGAUAGGUUUUCUGUACCUGGAAAAUUAGACAAAGUUUGACAAACAUUUAUAAAUAUGUCACGUUCUCUGAGCGUGUUAAAUUGAUAACUUGUUGGUGCUUAUAAAGCUAGCAAUUUUAAUAACAGUAUAUACUUAUAUCAAUCUAUUAAAUUUUGGCUAUUGUAAUACCUAAACAUUUUUUUUUGUGCACAAAAGAAUUAUCAAAAGACUGCAUACAAUACAGGACUCAACUAUUGAAACUAAACAAGAAGCAUUCAUCUUCAAUUUGCAAAGGCCAGUCAUGCAAAGAAGUUUUAACAAUAAAUAUUUAAUUUAUUGAACUUUAUCCUCCCUGCAUGUGUCAUUUGUAACUCUGUUGUAAAUUUUAGAACUUACAACUAGUUAUGUCAUCAAUUUGACUUCAAUUAUUGGCACCGAUUAUGUACCAAGUGACGUUCAUCAUAUCAUUUACAAGCACAGAUGGAGAACAAAUCAACGAGUUGACAUUAUUUGGGACGCAGCCCCGUUGCCAUCUACAUAUUCAACAAGCAUAAGAUUUCAUGGUCCCCUCAAACCUUCGCAAAUUGGAAGAUUAAGAUCCCUUCAUGGCUCUAUCAUCUUAUUGCAUGAGCCAUUUCCAAACGGUCCAGAGCUUACCAGAGCUCUAAACACUUACCAUGGAUUUGUGGAAACCACAAUAUUCAUCAUUCUUCUCCCACUAGGAACAAAACCUAGAUUAGAAUCCUACAUGAAAUUCACCCUUUUCAAUGCACAAAUCCAUUUUGUAUUUUCCUACCAUCAAUCUUCACACCACUUUUUCGUUUGUAAUUAUUGUUCCCUAGGUAAAAUAUUAAAUCCAUACUUACUGGAGCCAUAUCCUACCCAAAAACAUCACUCUUUUUCCCAACACUGGCAUAAACAUCAAGACAAAUUCACUCGAAUUUUAGCCUCCGUUGAAGCUCACCAGGAAAUAUGUGACCACGGAGUACAAUGUGACCCAUCAUAUAGAUUCAUAGCAACGGCACAAAUUCGUUUUAAUUUCAGUUUAAGUUUUCAUCCCUAUGAUUUCGAUUUGGGGUGGGUUGACGACCUAAGGAAUCCCCAUGCACUGGCCGUCACAGGAGAAUCCUAUGGUGAAGAAUUGCGACGUCGGAGUAUAAAUUCAGUCCCAUAUAUUCGAGAUACAGAACAGUACUACAUACUUUACUGCGAGAAUGGUUGGGUUAUCGUGGAAUCUUCUUAUUCGCAUUGGACCUCACCGUUCGAUGGGUUCGUGUGGAGUAUGACGUUCGGUUUCGCGAUCUUAAUUACACUUACUAAUUGCAAAUGCAAAUUUUUUAACUUCCUGGACAGCCUCAUUGUAACGGUCGCACUCAUCUUUCGCCAGUCGGUUGGGCGGCAUGGAAACGUUUUGAUGCUGAGUGCCAUCGCAGCGAUAAGUUUCCUCGUCUUGACAUUGGAAUAUGAGAGCGUCCUCACUUCUGAAAUUACGAUCCCACCACCACCAAAAAUUGCGAAAAAUUUGCGAGAGUUAAUUUCGGAUGAUAAAUUUAAAAUGUUUUUUCCCGUCGAUGAAAUCAGUCAUAUGGAAGGAUAUGACCUGCACGAAUUUCAGAACGGGUUUGAAAAGUAUAAUUUGAGUAAGGUGUUUUGGAAGAGUUUUCAGGGCUACGACUACCGUGGCGCAUCGAAAACAGGUGGGUUAGCCAAUCGAACAAAUCGUAUGGGAACUGACGUGAGAGAAAAUCACGUGGAAACUGCAGUAUUAGAAAUUGGCUUGGAAGUAUUUCAUAAUCAACGUUUUUGCCAUGUGACAAAGGAACCUUUUUUCCAAAGGAUUUACACUUCUCGAGUUAAAGGACAUGGAACAGAAAGGUUGAUUUCGCAUUUUAUUAAUUUGAGGGAGAAUGGACUUGAGGGGUUGUGGUACAGAACUUCCCUUUGGUGGGACACAUUUAGAAGUAGGACGAGAAUCAUGAGUCAUAAAAAUGCUGACAAAGUUCUUGCAAUUUACUCCAAGACACAACAUUUCAGUGGUGAAGAUGCUGUCAAUCUGUCGGAAAAAACUGUCCAGUUAUUCGUCAUUUGUGGGUAUUGCGUUUGUCUUUCACUGGUUUGCUUAGUGGUUGAGCUAUCUACAUGGAAAAUUGUUGGUAUUGAUUGCAAUGUGAAUAAAGUGCAGUUUUAUUUACGAUAA